AGGUUAGCCAGAAGUGUGAUGCAGAAGAAUGAGCUUCUUCAGGCAAGUCAGACUUCUGCUUUGGAAGAACUGGAUCCUCCGGAAGAGACAAAAGCUUCGUUUCCUGGUGGAGCUUGUGUGGCCUCUGUCAUUAUUUCUUGCCCUUGUCUGGCUGAGGAAAGUUAAUCCACUGUAUCACCAACACGAAUGUCACUUCCCAAACAAGGCCAUGCCCUCUGCAGGAGCGCUGCCAUGGGUGCAUGGCAUCUUCUGCAACAUGAACAACCCUUGUUUCCGCAGCCCAACUCCUGGAGAAGGUCCAGGUGUGGUGUCCAACUACAACAAUUCCAUCCUUGCAAGGGUAUAUAAAGAUGCCCAGGAGCUCUUACUGGAAGCCCCUGAAAUGCGUGAUCUCGGCAGAAUCUGGGAAGAGCUGAUCAUGGUGACUCAGUUUAUGGAAACAAUGAGAACUAACCCUGAAAGAAUUGCAGGAAGAGGAAUACGAAUUCUAGACAUUUUGAAAGAUGGGGAGACCCUUACUUCCUUCUUGCUGGAAGAUGUUGGCCUCCCAGAUGUUGUUGUUUUCCAGCUCGUUAAUGCCCAAGUGCGUCCUGAACAGUUUGCCUAUGGUGUCCCUAACUUGACUCUGAAGGAUAUUGCUUGCAGUCAGAUGCUCCUAGACCGCUUCAUUAUCUUCAGCAGCAGACGAGGUCUCCCUUCUGUGCACAAGGCCAUGUGUGCCUUGUCCCAGGAAAGCCUACAGAGAGUGGAAGAUGCCUUGUAUGCAAAUGUUGAUUUCUUUAAGCUAUUUCAGCUGCUUCCCACUGUGUUGGACAGGAACUCGCCGGGUGCCGACCUGAGAGCCUGGGGCAGGGUGCUGUCUAAUGUCUCCCGAGCAGUGCAAAAACUCGCCAGGAGGCCAAGCGUUCAGGACCUGUUGGCAGUUCUGCAGCCAUUUGUACAAGGUGGAAGGCCAGAAUCCCUGGGCCACUUGGUGAGCUCCCUGUCUGCUCUUUUCUGUGGCUACCCAGAAGGAGGAGGAUCCAGAGUGCUUUCCUUCAACUGGUAUGAAGAUAACAACUACAAAGCUUUCCUGGGAAUUGACUCAACAAGAAAGCAAUCCACUUAUGUUUAUGAUAACACAACCACACCCUUCUGUAAUGCGUUGAUCCAGAACUUGGAAUCAGAUCCUUUAACCAGAAUAGCCUGGAGUGCUGUGAAGCCCCUGCUGAUGGGAAAAGUUCUCUUUGCUCCUGAUUCACCUGCUGUACAGCAAAUCCUUAAAAAUGCAAACUCCACUUUUGAGGAACUUGAACGCCUCAGAGUGUUGACCAAAGCUUGGGAAGAAUUAGGACCUCAGCUGUGGUACUUCUUCCAGAACAGCCUGCAGAUGAAUAUGAUCCGGGACUCUCUGAAGCACCCUACAGUGAGGAACUUCUUGAACAGCCAGCUAGGUACUGAAGGCUUAACUGCUGAGCACAUAAUCAACUUCCUCCACAAUGGGUCUCCAGGAAGCCGUGAGAAGGGAAUGGCAGACUUCGACUGGCGGAAUGUCUUCAGAGCUGCAGACCAGGCUCUGCGUUUGCUCAGCCAGUACCUGGAGUGCUUGAACUUGGAUAAAUUCGAAGGGUAUCUCGAUGAAGCUCAGCUGACUCAUCAAGCCCUGCACCUGCUGGAGGAAAACAAGUUUUGGGCUGGUGUGGUUUUUCCAGACAUAGAGCCUACAAGCAGCAGUCUUCCACCACAUGUGAAAUACAAGAUCCGGAUGGACAUAGAUGCAGUGGAGAAAACGAACAAAAUCAAGGACAGGUACUGGGAUCCUGGUCCAAGAGCUGAUCCCGUGGAUGAUUUACGUUAUAUCUGGGGAGGCUUUGCGUAUCUUCAAGACAUGAUUGAGCACGGGAUUAUAAAGACUCAGACCAACACUGAAGCUCCAGUGGGCAUUUAUCUGCAGCAAAUGCCAUAUCCAUGUUUUGUGGAUGAUGUCUUCAUGAUCACUUUAAAUCGCUCCUUUCCCAUCUUCAUGGUGCUUGCCUGGGUGUAUUCAGUCUCCAUGGCUGUGAAGAGCAUAGUGCUGGAGAAGGAAAUGCGCCUGAAGGAGGCCAUGAAGAACAGGGGGAUAACUAAUGGGGUGAUUUGGUGCUCUUGGUUCCUAGACAGCUUCAUCAUGAUGGCCGUGAGCACGUUCCUCCUCACUGCACUGGUUAUGUGUGGAGGGGUCCUCCAUUACAGCAGCCCACUGCUCUUCUUUCUGUUCCUCAUGGCAUUCACCACAGCCAGCAUCAUGCAGUGUUUCCUCUUCAGCACCUUCUUCUCCAAAGCAAAUCUGGCAGCUGCCUGCAGUGGAAUCAUCUACUUCACCUUGUACCUGCCCCACAUUGUCUGCUUUGUCUGGCAAGACCGCCUGACUGUUAACCUGAAGAGCCUGCUGAGUCUGAUUUCUCAAGUAGCUUUUGGGUUCGGUACGGAGUAUUUGUCACGCUACGAAGAACAAGGUCUUGGCCUGCAGUGGGGUAAUAUCAGAACCAGUCCCUUGGAAGGAGAUCAGUACAGCUUCCUUUUUUCCAUUCAAAUGAUGCUUUUGGAUGCUUUUCUCUAUGGAAUACUUGCUUGGUAUCUUGACAAUGUUUUUCCAGGGGACUAUGGGCUCCCACAGCCUUGGUAUUUCCCUGUGCAGGAAUCUUACUGGCUUGGCUCUAGACACUCAAAAGCUGAGAAAACAGCCACUGCUGAUGACAAAGUACCAGAGGCAGAAGGCUCCGUGGAUCAGAAGGCCGUGGAAGGGGGGCAAAAUGGAACAAAGAAACCUGAAGAACCUGAAAAGUCAGAAGAAAAGAGAGACAACCAGGGGGAGAAGGAUGGUAAAAACAAACAGUGUAAACACAAACGAGAAAAAGAACCCGGCGAGCAGGGGAAGCCUAAGACAGAUGUCCAGGACAAAGAUGAAAUUAGAAAUACCUUCUUUGAGCCUGAGCCAACAGGAUUGAUUCCAGGAGUAUGCAUUCAGAACCUGGUGAAGAUGUUUGCAAACAGGCCCAAGCCAGCAGUAGAUGGGGUGAAUAUUACCUUUUAUGAGGGCCAGAUCACAGCCUUCCUUGGUCAGAAUGGAGCUGGAAAGACAACUACCAUGUCAAUAGUGACAGGCCUCUUCCCACCCACGUCUGGAACCGUGCUGAUUGGCGGCCUGGAUAUUCAGACUCAUAUGGAUUCUGUCCGACACAGCCUGGGGAUGUGCCCUCAGUACAACAUCUUAUUCAACCAGCUUACUGUGUCAGAGCACAUCUUGUUUUACUCUCAGCUGAAAGGGAGGUCCAGGGAUGAAGCUGAGCAAGAGCUGGAAACGAUGCUGGAAGACAUGGGCCUCACACACAAAAGGAAUGAAGAGGCUCAGAAUUUGUCAGGCGGAAUGCAGCGGAAGCUCUCCGUGGCCAUUGCUUUUGUGGGGGAAGCUAAAGUCGUCGUCCUGGAUGAGCCCACGUCUGGAGUGGAUCCCUACUCCAGGAGAUCUAUCUGGGAUCUGCUGCUGAAGUAUCGCUCAGGCAGAACCAUCAUCCUUUCAACUCAUCACAUGGAUGAGGCAGACAUUCUUGGAGACAGAGUAGCCAUCAUAUCCCAAGGCAAACUCUUCUGCUCAGGCUCUCCUGUGUUCCUGAAGAACUGCUUUGGGUCUGGCUUCUAUCUCACUCUUGUUCGCAAGAUGAAGAGCACCAGGACUGGAAGGGCUGCAUCACUUUGUAGCUGUGGAUCCCAGUGCUCCUGCUCCUGCUCCAGCUGUGCACAGAGGGACAAAGCAGCAGCUCCAGAGCAGGAACUGGAUGGAGAUCUGAACGAGCUGGCAGAAGUCAUUCAUCAUCAUAUUCCAGAAGCAAAGUUAAUUGAAAGCAUUGGCCAGGAGCUGGUUUACCUUUUGCCCAACAAGCACUUCAAGCAACGCUCUUACGCCAGUCUCUUCAGAGAGCUGGAGGAGACGCUGGAUGACCUGGGGCUCAGCAGUUUUGGAGUUUCAGACACACCACUUGAAGAGGUUUUCCUAAGAGUCACAGCAGAAGCUGACCCUGGGACUCAAGGAGCAGGAGACACUCAAGAAAAUGGCUCUACUCCUGGCAAAACCUCUGCUGAGAACCAGCCAGCUGAACAAAACACAAAGCCGAGAGCCAAUGACAUGUCCCAGAUGCCAGCAGGUACAGCAGGAGAUCAAAAUGGAGGCAAAGGGUCUGGACAGUAUAAAGGGUUUGAGCUUGUACAUCAGCAGAUCAAAGCACUGCUCAUUAAACGGUUCCACCACGCCUCCCGGAGCCACAAGGACUUCCUAGCCCAGAUUGUUCUCCCUGCUAGUUUUGUGUUGCUGUCUUUAAUAAUUACAGUCAUUAUUCCUCCAUUUGGAGAGUAUCCUGCCUUAAGCUUGCACCCCUGGAUCUAUGGACAGCAGUUUACUUUCUUCAGCAACGAGCACCCUGGCGCCGAGCGCACGGUCUCCCUCACCGACGCUCUCUUGAACAAACCCGGGUUUGGGAAUCGCUGCAUGAAGGAGCAGCCUCUGCCGGGCUACCCAUGCAGUAACGUGACAACUGCCUGGAGCACACCUGCUGUUCCUCCUGACCUAAGCAGCCUCCUGCUGAGCCAAACGUGGAGCCCUGAGAACCCUUCACCUCCCUGCCAGUGCAGCUCUCACAAGAAACUCAGGAUGCUGCCAGAAUGCCCAGCAGGGGCAGGAGGCCUCCCACCACCACAGAGGGUGCAGCAAAGCACAGAAAUCCUUCAAGAUCUGACCCACAGAAACAUUUCAGAUUUUCUGGUGAAAACAUAUUCCAAGCUGAUAAAAGGGAGCUUGAAGAGCAAAUACUGGGUGAAUGAGCAGAGGUAUGGAGGAAUUUCUAUAGGAGGGAGGCUCCCAGUGCUUCAUGUUUCUGGAGACCAAGUGGUUGGGUUUUUAAGUGACCUUGGCCGGAUGAUGAAUGUUACAGGGGGACAGAAUUCACUGGCUGCUGCUAAAGAAAUGUCUAAUUUCCUGAAAUACAUGGAAACUGAAGAUAAUAUUAAGGUGUGGUUUAACAACAAAGGCUGGCAUGCUAUGGUCAGUUUCCUUAAUGCUCAGGGUUAG
Dryobates pubescens (Downy woodpecker) is the source of this 5080-nucleotide messenger RNA. Its product is annotated as retinal-specific phospholipid-transporting ATPase ABCA4. The transcript has 36 exons. NCBI's taxonomy places the organism in Eukaryota, Metazoa, Chordata, Aves, Piciformes, Picidae. The record is from RefSeq and is a predicted model, not a curated record. Bases 29 to 5080 code for a protein of 1683 amino acids. Gene Ontology annotation, biological process: transmembrane transport; lipid transport. Gene Ontology annotation, molecular function: ATP binding; ABC-type transporter activity; ATPase-coupled intramembrane lipid carrier activity. Gene Ontology annotation, cellular component: membrane; intracellular membrane-bounded organelle.